Hylaeus volcanicus is the source of this 17730-nucleotide messenger RNA. It is a transcript of the gene ft, whose product is annotated as cadherin-related tumor suppressor. Bases 1 to 15213 code for a protein of 5070 amino acids. Gene Ontology annotation, biological process: homophilic cell-cell adhesion. The record is from RefSeq and is a predicted model, not a curated record. Gene Ontology annotation, cellular component: cell-cell junction; plasma membrane. Gene Ontology annotation, molecular function: calcium ion binding. The transcript is spliced from 23 exons. Lineage: Eukaryota; Metazoa; Arthropoda; Insecta; Hymenoptera; Colletidae.
AUGAUCAUAAGGAGAUCGAUGGUCCUAGCCCUGGUCCUGGGACUCUUGUCGGUGGACCAAAAUGGCGGCCAGGCUAGCGGCGAGCAGGAACACGCGUCCGCGUACUAUCCCCGCAACCUACCUCAAAGGGUCACGCGGCUAGUGCCGCGAAGGUCGCCGAUGGUGCCGCAGGACAGCGCCACGAUGGGCCUGGCGAUGCAGAGCAGAGCGGUGGAUACGAGGGUUCAGCUGGAGGUCAGAGAGGGCGAGCCAAAGGGAACUCUGGUCGGUCAGAUACCCGUCAAGCAUGGAUUCACCUACAGGUUCAACGAGCCGCCUCAGGAGUUCGUGUUGGACUCGAAGACUGGCAAGAUCAGAACAGCCAAAGUUCUGGACAGGGAAGCGUUGAGCAGCGACAGGUUCGAUCUGGUCGUCUUCUCCAGCCAGCCAACGUAUCCCAUCGAGGUGAGGAUCCUCGUGUCGGACAUCAACGACAACGACCCCGAGUUCCCCGAACCGAGCAUAGCGGUCAGCUUCUCCGAAUCGGCCGUGGUGGGCACGAAGCUGUUGCUGGACGCGGCCACGGACAGGGACACGCCUGACAACGGCGUCGGCGACGAUUACUUCAUAGUGGACGGGAACGCGGACGGAAAGUUUCGUUUGGAAGUGACCGGGAAUCCAACGGGCGAAACGUCGUAUCUGCAUUUGGAGACCACGGGGAAAUUGGAUCGAGAGCAGGUAGAGUUCUACUCGUUGAACGUUUGCGCGAGGGACAGGGGACGGCCGCCGAGAUUGGGAUACCUUCUGGUGAACGUGACCGUGUUGGACGUGAACGACAACCCGCCGAUAUUCCAGCAGAGCGAUUACGUGGUCGCUUUGAACGAGAGCGCCCCGGUGGGAACCAAAGUUCUGACCGUUCACGCUACCGACAAGGAUUCCGAGGACAACUCGAAGCUCACGUACUACCUGCCCGACACGGAGAGACAGUUCACGAUAGACCCGGAGGACGGCACGAUUACGACCGUCGAGCCGUUGGAUUGUCCUCAGCAGAGCUGCACGACCGCCGCUCGUCCCGGUGGCGGUUGCCCCAAGAGCUGCGUCAUAACGGUCUUCGCUCGGGAUCACGGCUCGCCGAGGCAAGACGGUCGGACCUACGUAACGGUGAAUCUAUUGGACGCGAACGAUCACGAUCCCGAAAUAAAGUUCAGCUACUACCCGUCCACGCCCGGAUACGCGACCGUCGACGAGAACGCCGUCAAGGACUCGAUCGUGGCCGCCGUGGCUGUGAUCGACAACGACGAGGGCCUCAACGGCGAGACCACCGUAGAGAUUCGGGCUGGAAAUGAAUUGGGCCACUUCAGGCUCGACAACACGCCGAGGUUCGAUAUCGUUCGCGUGAACGGCAGGCUGGACCGCGAGGAGAUACCGAAAUACAAUCUGACGGUGGUCGCCACCGAUAAAGGCACGCCGGCCCGAUCCGCGACCGCCUAUCUCGUGAUCCACGUGAACGAUGUUAACGACCACGAACCGGUCUUCCAGCAAAGCGAAUACUCCGCGGUGCUGUCCGAGCUCUCGCCUACCGGCAGCUUCGUCGCUAGCAUAUCCGCUACGGACGCGGAUUCCGGAUUGAACGCGAGGAUUUAUUACGAUUUCGACUCGGGCAACGAGCAAGGCUGGUUCGCGAUCGAUCAGGACACGGGCCUGGUCACCACGGUGGCCAGCCUCGACAGAGAGGUACAGGGCAGCAUAGAGUUGCACGUGUCCGCCAGGGACGGCGGUCCCAAUCCAAAGUACGCGUCCACGCAUCUCAAGGUCACCAUACUAGACGAGAACGACGAGGCACCCAGGUUCUCCCGCACCGUCAUCGAGGUCACGUUGUCCGAGGACACGCCGCCCCAGAGCCCAGUGGCGACGUUAACGGCGGUGGACAACGAUCAGGGAACCAACGGGAGCGUGGCUUACAGUUUCCACUCCAGCGUAUCCAGAGACUACCCGAGAACCUUUGCUCUGGACGGACUGACGGGUAACUUGACCACCAAGAUCGGUCUCGAUCGCGAGACCAUCGGGGAAUACAGGAUUCUCGUGAUCGCCAAGGAUCAAGGGUCUCCGCCGCAAUCGUCCACCGCUACGGUGGUCUUGACCAUAGAGGACGUAAACGACAAUUCGCCCGUCUUCUACCCGUGGAGGUAUCUGAUGCCUAUAUCGGAAGACGCCCCGCGAGGGACCACGGUGGGAAAGGUGACCGCGACCGACGCCGACGCCAGAGAAAACGCUCGAGUGAGAUACACCCUCGAAUUCGGUGGCGAGGGACUGUUCGGUGUGGACGAGCGAACGGGAGAGAUAGCUCUCCUGGGUUCGUUAAGAGACGCACACAAGACCCUGUACGAGCUGAAUAUCUCCGCCAAGGACACGGGCGACAGAACGGCCAGCAGGAACGCCGUCGUGGAGAUCAUCCGCAAGGAGGACCUGGAAAUCCUAGAGUUCGACACCUCCAAAGGUUACGAGUUCCAAGUGGCCGAAGACGCAGGCGACUGCAGCUCGAUGCCCAACGCUUUCGGACGCAACGUUGGCAAGGUGCGGGUGAAGCAGUACGGCGCCUCCAAGGUCUCGUACGCGGUGGUGUACGGAGACCCGAACGGCAGCUUCAAGAUAGACGAGAACACCGGUGCUAUCGACACUUCCGGGUGCUUGGACCGCGAGCAGGUGGGCUGCUACAGCCUGCAACUGUCCGCCAGAGCUGGCCGCGCUUACGGACGGACCUCCGUCAACAUCACGGUGCUGGACGUUAACGACAAUCCGCCAAAGUUCCCCAAAGGCGACAUAGGGGACGAGGUGUACCUGAAAGAGAACGCUGCCGUGGGUCAGGAGGUGUGUCUGGCUCGUGCCAAGGAUCGGGACGAGGGAGCCAACGCGAGGAUAAUUUAUUCCCUGACGCACAACCCUGGCGGACAGUUCAGGGUCGCCGAAACCUUGGGCAUCAUCUACUUGGACAAACCGAUCAGGGCGGCGCCCGGCACCGUGCUACACCUGGAGGUGACGGCCACGGAUUCGGGGAGUCAACCGCUGUCCGCUCAACAUCAGAUCAGGGUGAUCGUCGAAGACGUCAACGAUCACACACCAGUGUUCAAGCUAACCAGCUACGAGACGUCUCUGCCGGAGUCGACGCCCGUCAACGACAGAUUCUUCUCUCUGACGGCCACGGACGUCGAUCUAGGCGCCAACGGACGGGUUCUGUAUAGCGUCACCGACGGCAACGCGGAAGGACGAUUCGGGAUAUUUCCCGAUGGACAACUAUACGUGAAGAACGUCCUGGACCGAGAGGAACAGGACUACUACGCGCUGGAGGUGAUGGCCACCGACCAGGGCAGCCCGUCCAGGAACUCGGUAGUCCCCGUGGUCGUUCACGUUAUCGACGAGAACGACAACGCCCCGGAGUUCACAAAUUCCAGCUUCAUCUUCCACCUACGCGAGAACGAGCCGCCGGACACGUUCGUGGGGAAACUGUUGGCCACCGACCGGGACGUGGGCCGGAACGCUGAUUUGAUGUUCUCUCUGCCGGCCAGUCAGCAGGACUUCGUCGUCGAUCCGCGAAACGGAUUCAUCAAGUCGAUGCGCGUUUUCGACAGGGAACUACUGGUGGCCAACACGGGCAGCAGCUACGUCACUUUGGAGGCCACGGUCACUGACAACGGAGUCAAUCGUCUUCGCGACCGAGUUAAAGUCGUAAUAUACAUCACCGACGUGAACGAUAACGUGCCUCAGUUCCAGAGGCUGCCCUAUAGAGUGCAAGUGAACGAGGGCGCCGCGACCGGCACCCAAUUGCUCAGAGUGUACACGACCGACGCGGACGAGGGCUUGAACGGAGACGUGUUCUACUCUCUGGAGGACGGGAAUCAACGCGGACGUUUCGCCAUCGACGAGGCGACCGGACAGAUCUCUUUGAGGAAGAAGCUGGAUCGCGAAACCACGGAUGCGUACGUCCUGACCGUCGUAGCCCACGAUGCCGGACUGGAGACGCGUCUGUCCUCCGGUACGAUGGUUCACAUCGAGGUGUUGGACGAGAACGAUAACGCGCCGCGGUUCGUGGACAAUAAAUCGAGGAUAGCCGUGCUGGAGACGACGCGGACGAACACGGAGCUACUCAGGUUCAAAGCCACGGAUAACGAUCUGGGGCCCAACAGCGAGCUGGCCUUUGCCAUAUCUGCGGGCAACAGGAGGGACACCUUUUACAUCGAUCCUUUGACGGGAACGUUAUACUUGAGGAAACCGCUCGAUUACGAGGAGUUGGACAAGUAUAACCUGAACGUGACCUGCAGCGACGGCGGUCAUCCGCGACUGAGCUCGGUGACGACGCUGAUCGUCGAGGUGAUCGACGCCAACGACAAUCCGCCCGUGUUCCCGAACACGGCAAUGGCCAGACAGAUCACGGAGGGUAUCCAGGUCGGCACGUCGAUAGUGAACAUCACAGCGGAGGAUCCCGACUCGAACGAGAACGGCGUGGUCGUCUACUCCAUCGCCAGUCAGGAUCCCGACGAUCAGGUCCGAAGAUUCGGUAUAAAUUCGUCGACGGGGGUUAUACACACGUUGCUGCCGAUCGAUCGAGAGGAAGUGGACACGUACAAGCUGGUGGUGGUGGCCACCGACAGCGCUCAACCACCCAGCGCGAGACUGUCCGCGGAGAAGCUGGUGAUCGUCAUCGUGGACGACAUCAACGACAACGCGCCGAUUUUCGUCAGCAUGUCGGCGGUGGUGUUGCCCCUGAAACGGAACUACCAGUUACCGGAAGAGGUAACGGUCGGCCAGCUGGUUGCCAGGGAUCUAGACUCGAGCUCGAACGGUCUGGUUACGUACGAGCUGAUCAGCGUAAACUACUCGGACAUGUUUCGAAUACACCGAAACACGGGUAACCUGACCAUGAGACUACCGCGAUCCUUCAGGAACAAUCCCGAGCCCGUAGUCAAGUACGAGGUCGGCGUUAGGGCGACCGACGAGGCCGUCCAGGCCCAACGACGAUCCACGGAGACCUGCUUGACGCUGAUAGUGCCCGGUGAAGACGGAGACGAUCGACCGAUUUGGGAACAACGCGGCCAGAUCGAAGGCACCGUGCACGAGAACGAGCCGAUCGGAACGAGCAUUUUGAGAGUGACCGCGAUCGUACGCAGAUCGAACAUCGAUCUCGAGUAUUACGUGACGAACGUGACCGCUGGUAGCGGCGGUCCGCAGGUCGACAGAUUGUUCGACGUCGACGCGAAGACGGGCGUGCUGUCGACUGCCGCCGCGCUCGACAGGGAAACCGGGAUCCAGUGGUACGAGGUGGAGCUGUACGCCAUCGGUGUCGCCGGUACCAGACCCAGUACGACGUCCACCAAAGUUCGCGUGACGGUUCUGGACAAGAACGACGUGGCACCCACCUGGGGCCCAGGCACGUGGAAAUUCGAAAUUUCCGAAGAAGCGCCUCCGAACACCGAGGUAACGAUCCUGAAAGCGUUCGAUCCGGACACGAUAGGGACGCUGACUUACACCCUGGUGCCGAAUCGUCGUCUCGAUGGGAACCAGGACAACUACGUGCCCUUGGACGAGGGCCAGUUCAAGCUCGAUCCGACCACCGGACAACUGACGCUCGCGGAGGCCCUCGACAGAGAGACCAGAGAAAAAUAUGUCCUGAAAGUUCGAGCCGAUGAUGGAUCCCAACACACCGACGUCACGUUAACCAUCCAGGUGACGGACACGAACGACAACGCGCCCACGUUCCAGAGUACCGCGUACUCGUUCGACGUACCGGAGAACAUGCCCAGGGGUAGUAGAAUCGGUCAGGUCGUCGCGACGGACGCCGACGCCGACGGACCCAACAAUCAAUUGAGCUACACGCUGAUAUCCGAUUGGGCGAACGACGUUUUCUCCCUGAACUCCAGCACCGGCGUGUUCACGCUCACGGCCAGCCUCGAUUACGAGCAGGUGCAACAUUACAUCCUGGUGGUCCAGGCGACAGACGGCGGUAUCCCUGCGCUUUCGUCGACGGUGACGGUUUACUGCAACGUGGUGGACCUGAACGACAACGCGCCGAUUUUCGAGGCAGGACCUCACGCGGCGGAUAUCGUCGAGAACACGACGAUAGGCACCCAGAUCCUGACGGUGGUUGCCCAGGAUCUCGACUCGGGCGAUAACGGCAGGGUGAUUUACGCUGUGGCGGGCGGUGACGAGGACGGGGACUUCGGGGUGGCGUCCAACGGCACCCUCUUCACGCGGAAGCUGCUCGACAGGGAGCGCAACCCUCUCUACAAUCUGGUCCUGAGCGCCACCGACAGUCCUCUGCCACCAGCGCGACCGUUGUCGUCCACUGUGCAGGUCACAGUGGUGUUGCUGGACGUGAACGACAUGUCACCGGAAUUCAUAUCGCCUACGAAGAUAUCGAUAAUAGAGAACGCGGCGAGCAACACGGUGGUGAUGGCCAUUAAAGCCGUGGACAGGGACGAAGGACAAAACGGAUACGUGGAGUACUCCCUGGAGGACACGACGCUUCCCUUCACCGUCGGCCCCGUGGACGGGCUGCUGCGCGUAUCUGGCUCGUUGGAUCGCGAAUUAAGGUCAAACUACACCUUGGAGGUAACCGCGAAAGACCGCGGUAAACCGCCGAGAUCGUCCUCGACCACAGUCACUGUCACGGUCCUCGACGAGAACGACAAUUCACCGGUUUUCGACCCUCGACAGUACUCCGCCACCGUCGCCGAGAACGCCAGCAUCGGGGCCAGCGUUCUUCAGGUGUCGGCGAUGGACCGAGACGAUGGUGCGAAUGGGAGGGUGAGAUACAGCAUCUCCAUGGGCGACGAUAACCGCGACUUCGCUAUAUCGGAGGACGGCGGAGUGAUCAGGGUGGCGAAGAACCUGAAUUUCGAGCGAAAAUCCAGGUACCACUUGACGAUUCGAGGGGAGGACUGCGCGUCGGAAGUCGGGGAAACACCACGCGACGACACCGCCCAGAUCACCGUCACCGUCCUCGAUAUAAACGACAACGCACCCGUGUUCCUCGACUCGCCGUAUCUGGCGUACGUCAUGGAGAACAUGGUCCCGCCUGGGGGAGGAUUCGUGAUACAGGUUAAGGCUUACGACGCGGACACUCCACCUUACAACGACCAAGUGAGGUACUUCUUGAAGGAGGGUGACACAGAUUUGUUUCGGAUCAACGCGAGCACAGGGGACAUAUUCUUGCUCCGACCUCUCGACAGGGAACUGGUCCCGGAAUACACCCUCACUCUGGUGGCCAUGGACACCGGUUCUCCGCCGCUUACUGGAUCGGGCAUCGUUAGGAUCGUCGUGCUGGACGUCAACGAUCACAGUCCGGAAUUCACGAGGCAGGAAUACAAGGCGACGGUCACCGAGCACUCGGCUUCCGGUACGUGGGUCGCCAAGGUCCACGCCACGGACAAAGACGAGGGCCUCAACGCGAAAAUCAGGUAUAGCUUGGUGAGAGAAAACCUGGAACGGUUUAGCGCGAACCCUGACACGGGAGAAGUGUUCACGCUGGUACCCCUGGAUCGAGAAGAAACGGCGGUGUACCAUCUGACCUUGGUGGCUCAGGACUCCAGCCCUACGGAACCGCGAGCCUCGGUCGUGAAUCUGACCAUCCUCGUGAAGGAUGUGAACGACAACGACCCCAGGUUCUCCAGUUCCAUAUACACGGCGUAUGUGCCGGGUGCUACCAAACCAGGUGAUUUCGUAUUCGGCGCGAAAGCCGUGGACGACGACGACGGCGAGAACUCUCGGAUCGUCUAUCGUCUCCAGGGAAUGGACGCCGAGAGAUUCGCGAUCGACUCGAACAGCGGCGUGAUAAGAGCGACGCAGGAGUUGGCCAACGACGGGACCACGUACCACCUGCAAAUACAGGCGUCCGAUUGCGGCGCGAUACCCCGAUCCAACACCGCGGACUUGGUGAUACAUCUGAGGGAGAGGCAGCUGUUCCCCAGCUUUUGUCGAACCAUGAACACGACGUUCACGCUGCCAGAGGACGUGACCGAGGGCAGACCCAUCACUACCCUGAACGCUACCACGCCGAAACACGACGCUGCGAGCAAUCUAGUCUACGGAAUGGCUGGUGGAAACGUCGGGGACGCGCUCAAGAUCGAUCCUCACACCGGAGAGGUAUCAGUCGCGGCCGGCUUCGAUUACGAGACCGCACCGUACUACGAAGCUUGGAUCGAGGUGCGCGAUUCGGACAUUCCACCUCUGAGAAGCGUCGUUCAGCUUCUCGUCAACGUCACCGACGCCAACGACAACGCGCCCGUCAUGGAAGCCUCCAUCUACAACGCCACGGUUCCCGAGAACGAAGAUCCACCUUUGUUCGUCGCCAAAGUAUUCGCCAAGGAUCGCGACUCUGGCGAAAACGGGCAGGUGUCUUACUAUUUGGUGAACGACUUCACGGAGACGUUCAUCAUCGACUCGGACACGGGAAAUAUUAGCACGAAUGCGAUGCUGGAUCGCGAGGAGAUCGCUUCCUACGAGUUGGUAGUGGAGGCUCGCGACCACGGUCAACCACCCCUGACAGGCACGGCUACCGUACUGGUCACCGUCCUGGACAAGAACGACAACCCGCCUCAUUUCACGCGGCUGUUCAGCGUCAACGUGACGGAGAACGCGGAAAUCGGCACGUUCGUCAUCAGGAUAACCACCAGCGACCGUGACAUCGGCCAGAACGCCAACGUCACUUACAGUUUCACCGACAAUCCUGGUAUGAAGUUCUCCAUCGACGCUCUGAGCGGCAACGUAACCGUGGCUGGACACUUGGAUAGGGAGGAGCAGGACGAGUACUUGCUGAAGGUGAAGGCAGAAGGCGGAGCGUGGCAAACAGAAACCGCUUUGACUAUAACCAUCCAAGACCAAAACGAUAACGCGCCUGAAUUCGAAGAGAACUCGUACCACUUCCACUUCCCAGAGCUGCAGCCAGCCGUGGCACACGUUGGCCAAGUGACCGCGAUCGAUCGCGACAAGCAGGGACCGAACUCGGUGAUAUUCUACAGCCUGCUGCAGCCCUCCGACCUGUUCACCGUGGAUCCAGCGACGGGCGACGUGUUCAGCAAGAAGACCCUGCGUUACAAGCACACCCAUCGGCCCUCCUCGCCAGAGAAUCUGUACUCCCUGACGGUGGUCGCCACCGACAACGGCAAGCCGCCCAUGUCGUCCAAGACCGUGAUCUACGUAGGUGUCGUGGACGCCAACAACAACCCUCCGAAGUUCGAGCAACGAUCCUACCUCUACCCUGUCCCCGAGAAGUACGGAGUCGGUAAACGCGUGAUACAGCUAGUGGCCAAAGACGAGGCCGACUUUGGCGUAAACGCCGAGAUCAGCUACCACUUGGCGAACGUAAACGGAAGCAAGUACUUCUCCAUCGACGAAACCACGGGAUGGAUCUACGUUCGCAAGAGUCUGGCCAACGUCGCGGUCGGGACGACGUUCCUGCUGACCGCUCGGGCGAUCGACAAGGGCGUGCCACCUCAGAAGGACGAGGUUUCGUUGAGCUUGGUGAUAUCCGGGGAGAACAAACACUCUCCUACCUUCGCCGCGGUUAGCUACCAAGUUCGUGUGCCCGAGAACGAGCCUGUAAACACCACCAUCCUGACAGUCAGCGCCACCGAUGGCGAUCACGGCCCUAACGGAAUGAUCAGGUACAAGAUCUCCGCUGGAAACGAGAGGAACGAAUUCUUCGUUCAUUACAUAACCGGGGCGGUGACCAUACUCGAGCCCCUGGAUUACGACCUGGUGCAGGAGUACAGGCUGAACAUCACCGCCACGGAUCUGGGCUUCGAGCCCAAGCAGGCUGUCGCUACCUUGACUGUGAACGUGUCCGACAUCAACGACAAUCCCCCGACGUUCGACAAGAAAGUCUACGAAGCCUUCUUGCCCGAGAACUCGCCGCCAGAUAGCUUCGUCUACAAGGUGAUCGCUCAGGACAUUGACUCCCCCAAAUACGCCGUGGUGCAGUACAAUAUCCUAGGUGGAACAGGCAAGGAGCACUUCCGUAUUCGCGAGGACACAGGCGAAAUCUACUCCCUGAUCAGCUUCGAUUACGAGGAGGCCAACGAGUACACGCUGGACAUAGUCGCCGCGAAUCCCGACUCGAACCCUCAGAUGGUCGGUUUCACGACGGUCCAGGUGCACGUCACGGGCGUCAACGAGUAUUACCCCAAGUUCAUUCAGCCGGUGUUCCACAUGGACGUGUCGGAGAGCGCCGAAGUGGGCACCUCCGUCGGCCUGGUCCAGGCUACCGACCAGGACGCCGGAGAGGACGGACGAGUUUACUAUCUCUUCGUCGGUUCGUCCAACGAUCGCGGCUUCUCCAUCGGCUCGGAGACAGGAAUAAUUCGCGUGUCGCGCAGGCUGGACCGCGAGACGCAGAACAGAGUGGUGCUGACGGUGAUGACGAAGAACGGGGGCGGGAUACGCGGCAACGACACCGACGAGGCCCAAGUUAUAGUGUCGAUCCAGGACGGGAACGAUCCACCGGAGUUCUUGCAGAGCGCUUACGACGCCACGAUCUCUGAAGGCGCCGCCCACGGGACUCGCGUGCUCACCGUGAGGGCCGUCGACAAGGACAUCAGACCGCAGAACAACCAGUUCUCUUACUCGAUCAUCGGCGGUAACAUCGGUCAGGCGUUCAAAGUCGACCCGCAGACAGGUGACAUCGAGACCGCCAAGCAGCUGGACCGCGAAACGAUUCCCGUGUACGAUCUGACGAUCGGCGCCAUCGACACGGGCUCUCCUCCUCAGACUGGCACGGCUGUCGUUCACAUCGAGCUCCUGGACGUGAACGACAACGGCCCCGUCUUCGAUCCACCCGAAGUGAUCGGCUACGUGAACGAAAACGAACCCGCUGGGACUGUUGUGAUGACCCUCAGCGCCACCGAUCCCGAUCUCCCGCCAAACGGAGCACCCUUCUCGUACAGGCUGGUCGGAGCCAGGCAGGGCGACGUCGUCACCCUGGACAAACACACCGGUGUCCUGAGGACCACCAGGAGCUUGGACAGGGAGGCUAUGCCUCAACUGGAUCUCGUGAUCGAAGUAGAGGACUCGGGAGUGCCGCGAAUGAGAAGCGAGCAUACGAUAACCGUGAUCGUUACGGACCAGAACGACAGCCCAUCGUCGCCCAGAUCGGUGCACGUGAUAGUUCAUUCCUUCAACGAGCAGAUCCCACUGGGUAAGAUCGCCGACGUACAUCCCAACGAUCCAGACAUCACUGGCAGCUACUCCUGCAAGAUACUUCAAGGCGCCAACGCGAAAAUUCUAAGCAUUCCCACCGCCUGUGAUCUUCAUACGAGGAAAAUAACUCCAGGAAUCGGCUACUCCCUGAGCGUUUCUGGCAACGACGGUCGACACCCUAACGUUGUAUCGAAAGUCACCGUGGAGUUCCUCGUCUUCACCAACACCACCAUCGAGAACAGCGUGACUCUGCAAGUCUCCAAGCUGACCGCGAAAGAUUUUUUAAGCCAAAGCUACCGCGCCCUGUUGGACCUCUUGCAAGAAGUAAUCGACGCGGGGGAUGCUCUGAAGAUCUUCAGUCUCGGAGAGAACGCGUCCGACUUGAAUAUUCACCUGGCAGUGGAGUCGCCUCAAGGAUAUCGUAGCAAGUACGAGGUCACCGAACUACUGAACCGUAAUCGCGACAAAAUUCGAUCGCUCCUGGAUGGAACAACGUUCACGGUCGGCUACUCGCCGUGCAAGCACAUUCCCUGCGAGAACGGUGGCACUUGCAGCGACAAAUUGGUCAUCUACGACGACGCCAGGAUCACAGACAGUCAGGCGUUGAUCCUCACGUCGCCGAGGAUGAUGCACGAGAUGACCUGCAAGUGUCGCGAGGCCUUCACUGGCGAAAGGUGCGAGAGAAGGCAAGACCCUUGCUCCCCGAACCCCUGUCUACUGGGAGGACAGUGUCGUCGAUUGGGGUACGAUUUCCAGUGCACCUGUCCGAUCGAUCGCGAAGGUAAGCUGUGCGAGCUGGAGCGAGGCGAUGCCUGCGCGAGCAAUCCGUGCCGGAACGGUGGCUCGUGCAGAAAGAGCCCCGACAGCUUCAGUUUCUUCUGUCUGUGUCGCGCUGGCUACAGAGGAAACCACUGCGAGGCGGUCACCGAUUCCUGCAGACCGAAUCCUUGCCUGUACGGAGGAUUGUGCGUGGGAGAGAAACCUGGGUACAGAUGCAGCUGCCCCGAAGGUCGGUACGGGAGACACUGCGAGAGGUCGACGUUCGGCUUCGAGGAGUUAUCCUACAUGGCCUUCCCAGCUCUGGACUCGAACACGAACGACAUAACGAUCGUGUUCGCGACAACGAAACCGGACGCGCUGUUGCUAUACAACUACGCCCCGCAGGCGGGAGGACGUUCGGACUUCGUGGUGCUAGAGCUGGUGAACGGGAGGGUGGUGUUCUCGUACGGCGGUGCGAGGAGCGCCAUCACAUCGAUCACUAUCAAGACGGAGCUGUCCGUGUCCAACGGGGAAUGGAGGAAAGUGACGGCGACCAGGAACGGAAGGGUCGUGUCUUUGAGCGUUUCCGUGUGCAGGGAACACGGGGACAUUUGCGACGACUGUAGGCCUGGCGAUGGCACCUGCUACGCGGAUGACGUGGGACCAACUGGUACUCUGAAUUUCAACAACAACCCGCUCCUAGUGGGAGGACUCGAGAACGCGGAUCCAGUGCUCGAGAGGCCGGGACAAGUGCACUCGGACGACUUUGUCGGGUGCGUGCAUUCCGUCUCUAUAAACGGCAGAGCCCUGAACUUGUCCAAUCCAUUGGCGUCGCGUGGCGUCAAGUCGACGUGCGCCAGAUCGAACAAGAAUCCCUGUCUAAGGGACGCGAAGGACUCCGUCUCCGUCUGCGGAGCCAACGUCAAGUGCUACGACAAGUGGCACCAAGUCUCCUGCCAGUGCGGUUCCCUGAACGCGCCUAAUUGCGAGGGCGCCCUGGAACCUGUUACCCUGAGCGAUGGCGGAUACGUCGAAUUCAAGAUUUCAGAAAAGCACAGAAGGAUGCAACUGUUGGAAUACUUGUACGGAGGCUCGACGGUGUGGCAGAAGAAUCGAACGACACGAGCCGUCAGCGAGGACACCAACUUCAUAACCACCUCCUCUCUGUUCAAAACGAUGGGGAUAAUAUUCAGAACGGUGAAGCCCGACGGUAUUCUCAUAUACGCCGCGACCAACAAACACUUUACAUCCGUGGAGCUUCGCAACGGGCAACUGUUCUACGCGUCCCUUCUGGGAUCUCCCGUGAACAUGUCCGCGAGCAUCGAAGGAAGCCUAGCGGACGGCCGCUGGCACAACCUGACCCUGCACUCCUACUUCCGAGGGCUGAGGCUGUUCAUCGACGGGAUCCAGACUGGCGAGGAACUCGACUCCGCGGGCGUCCACGAUUUCCUCGACCCGUACCUGUCCGUCUUGUCGAUCGGCGGAGUUAGCCAAGACCUGUACUACUCUCACAGCGCUGGCGCUAGGAGUUUCGAGGGUUGUCUGGCUAACUUCACCAUCAACAACGAGAUCCAGCCCUUCAAUGGUUCCGGAUCGAUCUUCAAGGACGUGUUGUACCACGGAAAAGUGAACACCGGGUGUAGAGGACCGAUCGGAAUCAGCGCCGCGGCCACGGCCGAUCCUCUGAGCAUCGGGAUCACUUUGGUCAUAGUUUUCUUCGUGAUCCUAUUGAUAGCGAUUCUAGUUAGCUUCAUCGUGUUCCGUCUGAGACGACAGAACAAGGAGAAGUCCGCGCCGUCGGUGGUCAACAAAAACACCAACGCCAUAAUGACCGGGAACCCGCUGGUGGGGACAGGAAACGACAACCUGAUGUCUCGCCACGAGAACACCUACAUCUCUGACACCUCCGACCUACGUGGAGUGGGGCACAUGGGCCCAGAAUUGAUCUCGAAAAAGUACAAAGAACGGGAGAUCAACUCGACGUCCGAGCAUCGGCCGCAGAGACCCGACAUCAUCGAAAGGGAAGUGACCAAGUCGCCACCCAUCAGGGACGAGCACCCGCCUCUCCCCCCGCCUGCACAAUCCUCGUUGCACUCCCACGAGCACAAUCCGGAGCCCGACAUGCCCGAGCACUACGAUCUGGAGAACGCGAGCUCCAUCGCUCCCAGCGACAUCGAUAUCGUCUACCACUACAAAGGCUAUCGCGACGGCAUGCGGAAAUACAAAGCCACGCCUCCGCCUAUCAGCAACUACGCCAAUCAUCACAAGCACGCGAGCCAACAGCACAGACACGCUGGACCGUUCCCGCCGCGAGCUCUACCGCCGCCGAAUGUCAGUCAACCGACGGGACCGACUCAGAAGCUGCUCCAGAGCACGCCGUUGGCGAGAUUAUCGCCCAGCAGCGAGCUGUCCGCUCAACAACCGAGAAUACUGACGCUCCACGACAUCAGCGGCAAACCGUUGCAGAGCGCGCUCCUAGCGACCACGUCUUCUUCGGGAGGAGUAGGCAAGGACGCCUUGAACUCCAACAGCGAGAGGAGCUUGAACUCGCCCAUCAUGAGUCAGCUGUCUGGAUCGACGGCCAGUCGGAAGGCGCCCCAAUCGAACAACGAGAACUCGGUGAACAACGUCUCCUCGGGCCCCAUGGGCCUCACUGCAGAGGAGAUCGAGAGACUGAACUCUAGACCGAGGACAUCGAGCCUGGUGUCGACCUUGGACGCCGUGAGCUCGUCCAGCGAAGCCAGAGGACCGCCUACGCACGGUCCUCUGCAUCUUCACAGACGACACACGCCGCCCGUCGAGAGGCUCGAGCGAAGAAACUCAUCGACCACCGACGAAAGUGGCAACGAUAGCUUCACCUGCUCGGAGUACGACAACACCUCCCUGGUGGGAGAUAAACGGUCCGAUAACCCUUUCGCGAAGCAAGACGACGAGGAGGUGAACCAACGGAGCAACGAGUCCUCGCAAACGACGAAACCUCCCCUCCCACCCAACGUCAACUACGACGCGUUCGACAGCUCCUUUCGCGGCUCUCUGAGCACCUUGGUAGCCUCCGACGACGAUCUGUCGACGCACAUGGGAGGACUGUACAGGCCCUCGAACAACGGAUCGCCAUCGACGACCACCACCGCCCUCAGUUGGGACUACCUGCUCAACUGGGGCCUGAACUUCGAUAGCUUGGUCGGUGUGUUCAUCGAUAUCGCGGAGCUGCCCGAUAGCGCCAGUCGCGUGCCAAGUACGCUUAGGCUCCCAGCCAGCAUACCCAAGCCAUCCGAGGAGUACGUUUGAACGGUGUUUUAGCGUUAGAGAUCAUUCGAAUCGUGGUUCGAGACUUUUUAGGGUGACAGGGUUUCGGGAGACAGAGAACGAAGAGGGAACAGGCAAGUUUGCUAUCCGAAUAAUAGAGAAGGGAGAUAUUGGGAUAUUAAGUUAGAGAAAAUUCAGUGCAGCUGGGUGAUCCGUUCGAGACUCUUUCGUCCAGGUAAACGAAAUCUUUUGGGAGACGGAAACCCCGGAGUAAUUAACUACCCCUUGAAAGAAGACGGAGCUACCAAAGGUGGGGGAAAGCUAAACGAUGUGACAGCCUCGAGCGGCCAGUUGAUCACACUCCGACUUGGAAGAUGAACGUCUUCCAACGUCGGUGCUUUAAAAGUGUAUUUAAUCGACCGAAAGAAGACUCGCGAUUCCGUGAGAAACGAUUAAUAGAACUUCAAUUGCCGAUACAGUGACGCGAACCAAUAGACGUUGUUAGACUCGUAAGCGAAUCGUUACGUUCUCCUGUGCGUCCGGGGACCGAGAACGUAACCUGUCUUGCCAUAACGAUAGAACCUUCGAGGACGAUCGGUUUGUCGAAUUCGUUCGCUGCGUCGGAACGAUUGUGCAUUUGUAAAUAAUCCGCGAUUCGUUCGAACGAAACGAGACUCUCGCGAUAGGGAUAAAUCUUAGCGGACUUUUCGUCGAAUCUUAACGAAUUUAUGCCAACAAGUGCUCCCGUGCCGUUCAACCCCCUAUCGCAUGAAUUAUUCAUUCACCUUCCGCGAGAACAAAUCUCUUCGUUAUUUAUGCGCUCGAUCCUCCAAUUAACGCGUUGGCUGGCGAACUAAUGAAAAUUACGAACCAGUGGAAAUUUCUACGAAGUUGAAUCGUGUCUCGAGACGUUUGGCUUGGUAUUCAAUUUUUCACCGAUCGAGUUAAUUUAUUUAAUUCGUUAAUGAAAAGUGUCGUAGUUGUACUUUAUUAUAUAAAGAGUACAGGAUGUACAAAUAGCGGUCUAUCCAAAACCCAAUCGUUCGGCUCGUGAAUUGAAUCACCCACCGAACGAGACGUCGAUCGAUAAAACUGUUUUAAAAUCGAAACCAAACGGCUCGAAUACUCUAUUUUCAAUAAAAAAGACACCCAUUUCUGGCUGACGUGGCGACCAACGCGUUAAACGAUGAACGAAAACAAUCGUAUACGUACAAUGCAACGGGGGAGGAGGGGGCUUACUUGUCCGGUAAAUAUUGCACGACUGUAUUGCGAGCAAUUAUAAAUAAUUAUUAAAUACCAACGUCUGUAAAUAAAGUACUUUUAAAGCUCUGUGCCAGAUAAUCUCGAUACAGCCGCGCAAUAACGAACGAACGGAGACGAUAUUUAGAAUCGUACCAGCGCUUUCGCGGCAGUCGCGUCGCGACGACUGCAACCGCUCGUUCGACGUUCUCGUAAAGUCAGCGGAGAAUCGUCGAUGGUCGUCGAAAUCGCGACGCGUACCGUCGGCAAAACGCGUUUCCUGUAUCGUAUAGUAUUUCGUCGGGAACGUCGAACGGAGCGCGACCGCCAGACUGAUUUCUUCCGUGACUCGAAGUGCUAUCGUAGACUACCUGUUCACCAUCGAUCGUCUAAAUUUUGUAAAUUACGGGUAAAUCGUUGUGUAAAUAUCGUACGCCUGGUCUGUACAAAGUGCGUGAAUGAGUGUGCGUGUAACACCUAAUCAUCGAUCGUAUUAGCAAUAAACAAAACAUUUGUAAAAAAAAAAAAAAAUAAUAAUUACUGUAUUUUGAAUUUCCAUUGCUCCCAUCCACGCUUGAGGCGAUUUUUAACCGAUUUCGAAAGGGAGGAGGUUGAUCGAUUCGACGAUAUAUACAUAUUUGUCCAAAUUGAACGACAAGUUUGAUGUUUCCAAAUAAAUUUCUCGUUAUAAAUGUACACAAGUGGAAAGUUUAUUUAUGUACAUGUUUGCAACGAAGCAUUUAUUCGGAGACGUGACAGCGACUAUUUAAUUUAGACAAAUUAAAAGACAUAGAUGAUCGACCGUGUCUAAUAACAUAAUAAUCUUCGAGAUAGAAUUCUAUUAAACUUCGGACCGCUUUGAACUCGCUUCGAGUCCCCUAUCGAUACGAUGUUUUGUCUCGACGAAACGACAGGCUGUCAAUGAAAUGACCGUUGAAUUUACAGAUGCACCGAUAAUAUAUAUCUCCGAGAAAUAACUAUAAACAAGGAAGAGAACUCGUCGUGCGUAAUUCGAUUCAUUAGUGAAAUAAAUUUUUGAUCGUUUAGCAUGUCCAGAUAAUGAUAUCUUCAUUCCCGUCGUACGACGAAGAGCUUUUGAACAGCGCCUAUGCGAACAUAAGUCUGAUCGCCGACAAAGCCUGGACCUUCGACGCGGGAAACCCGUUUCGAAAGUUGAAUCGCUCUUUGUGGAUUCAGAACUGUAAGCUGACUGCAAAGUACAAGGAAAACGGUAGCUAUCGACCGAGGCGCGUUCGCGACGUAAUACCGGACUCGCGUUUGGCAACUUAUGACGAUUACGAGUACAACGAGGAACACGAG